GGGGGCUGAUGGGGCCUGCGCCUUUAAGAGCCAGGUCUGUCUCCUUGCGGUCCGGUCUAUGCGGUAACUGGACCAGACAGGUGGAGGUCGGAUAAUGGGCUGGGACUGGAGGGAUACCGCACUUUAAGAGAGCUCGGGGGCGUGGCUAGGUGGUGCCCCUCCCAGGGGCGGGGUCCCGGCAUGGCCCCUCCCACAGCCUCUUUCUUUCAUUGAUGUUGACUUGAGCUCGCGUCCAGGUGGGCUUCGCUCGGGCGGAGCUACCCUUGACCCUGGGAGCGUCCGCAAUGCGAAGUGGCCGGGAAGAGGCGUGGUCCCCGUGGAGGAGGCUCCCUUUUCCCCCAAAGAUGCGUGGGUCCGAGGGCGGCAGCAGCGUCCCGAGUCAGAGGUACGAAGUUCAGUCCGAACCUCCAGGCGUCCAGUUGUCCCGGGCGCCCGCGGACGGUGCGACCAAACGGGGGAGGGGGCCCGAGGGGCGUGACAGCACAUGCAAAUCUUUGGGCAGGGGGCGGAGCCAGGCUCGCUAAGUGCCCAAAGGAGGCGGGGCUGCACAUGCAAAUCAGACAGGGGCGGAGCCAGGCUCGCGGAGGCCCAGAGGAGGCGGGACUGUACAUGCAAAUCAUUGGGCGGGGGGCGGAGCCAGGCUCGCUGACACCGAGGAGGCGGGACUGCACAUGCAAAUUACUAGGGCCAGGGGUGGGACCACAGUGUAAAUCGCCUGGCGGCGGAGGGCGGCCCCACUGGGGGCGUCGCCGGACGUGUAAAUUUCUCGGCUGGGGGCGGGGCCAGGUUCUCUAAGGUGUCUGAGCGGCGCGGCCGCAACGGUAAAGCACUUGGACUGGGGGCGGGGCCCCGCCAGUCAAUCGCUUGGCGGGGGAGCUGGCAGGGUCAGAUUCCCGGAGGACUCCGCGGAGGGCGGUCCCGGGAUCGGGCCGGAGUCCUCGCGAGCGCGGGCGUGGUUCCCCGGUCGGGGCGUGGCCGGGGCGCCGGCGGGUGAAGCCACAGCGGGUCCCGGCAGACCUGUCCCGGCAGGCAGACCCGUCCCCGGCGCUAGACGGCCUAGGCCGGGGGCGCGCCAGCCACACCCCGGCUCUCAUGGCGGCGGCCGGAGCGCCGGAGUCGCCCCUGGAGGUCCCUGCUGCGGAGCCCCCGCCGCCGCCGGCCUGCCGCUUCUUCCUGGAGGGCCGUUGCCGCUUCGGUGCCCGCUGCCACCAGCCCCACCCCGGGGCGCCGGCGCGGCCUAACGAUGAGCCCGAGCCCGAACCCGGGGCCAAGAAGCCGCCGCUGCGCACGGCCGCGGCCGUCAUCCAGCGCAUCCGCUGGGACCCGCGCCUCGACCCGGCUGACUUCUCGGUGGGCUACGUCGACCGCUUUCUGGGCGUGCGCGAGGAGCCCUUCAGCGCCUUCUGCUGGGACGAGCCGCUGGCGGCGCUCGGGCCGGGCGUGCUGGCAGUGCCGCAGCACCGCGUGCGCUACUUCCGCUUCCGCGGCCGCGUCGUGUGGGACCGCGCCUCGCGCACCGACCACGUCUUUGGCUCGGGCUCGGCGGCGGGUCGUGGGCCCACCAUCCUGGAUGUGCUUGACAGCGGGGACGCGCCGGACGGCGGGGACGCGCGCGGGACUGGAGAUGUGCACGCCGGGGAAGCUAGGGCCGAGGAUGCACAUCGGACCGCAGAGGCGCAGGACCGCCUAGCUGCGGGCCCGGCUGGCGCUCCGGCAGGAGAGCAAGGAGAGUGGGACACGACGGAACUCGAGGAUACUUUUGCCCGCGAGAGGGGAGGCUCGGAGGCCCAGCACCUGGAGGUGGUAGGGACAUCUGCGAAGGCCCAGAAGCAAGAGCUGGGAGGGGCUGGAGGCCAGGCUGCCCCGUGGACGGAGCCAGAAAAACGUUUAAAACCAGCCAGUGCCCUCGGCAGGACUGCAGAGCCACAGGCCACGGCAGCCCCAGAGCGGACCCUAGAAGGUUUUCCUGAUAAGGCAGCAGAGUGGGGUCUCGGGGCCUGGCCCCUAGACAGGAGAGAGAACACUGUGGCCAGGGCUGAGACCCCUCGCCAGCCCCGGCCAACACAUUUUGUGGCCCUCAUGGUGACGGAGCCCGGGCUGCAGGCAGGAGUAGCCAAGGCCCAGGAAGAGAUGGUCCGAACUGCGCCAUCAUGUGCUGCGUUCACGGUGCCUGCGCAGGCCCUGCACCUGACACUGGCCCUGCUGCGGCUGGUGGGCCCCGGGGAGGUGGAGGCUGCGGUCAGCACCCUAAGACGCGUGCUCUCGGCCCCGGGGCUUCAGGCACCCCCUCGGCUAAGCUUUACACGCCUGGUGCUCCUGGGCCACCAUGUGCUCUGUGCCCCCCCUUCUCCUUCCCUGGCAAGCAUGGCCCAAGUGCUGGGACAGAGGCUGGAGGCCGAGGGGCUCAGAGUGCUAAAGCCCCCGGGAGGGCUGGACCCCCACCUCACCCUGGCCAAGGUACCCCAGGGUUCCGAAGUGUGCCUUCCUGUGCCUGGGUUCAGCCCUGGGCAGGAGCUGGGGAGCCAGCCCCUGGGGAAACUCUGGCUGUGCAGCAUGGGGAGGACAGGCGGCACCUACCAGUCCCUAGCUGAGAUCCCCUUGGGGUGACAGUCCCAGACCUCUGGGGAAGAUAAAUUGGAUCUCAGCCCCAAAAGAAAUCACGGCCAGGACCCAAAGCACCUGACAGAGGAGAUCCAGUCCAAGCAGGAGGGACAAACGGUGUUCUCUCUCUCUCUCUCUCUUUAAUUUUGGUUUCUCUCAAGCUUCCAAAUGGUGCUCAGUGCUCCAAGGAAAGAACGAAGGAAGGAAAGGGGAGGGGAAAGGAAGGGGAGGGGAGGCAGAGAAGGAACAUCUGGAAAAAAAGCAGCCUGACAGUCCAGCUGUUUGCAAACUCAUUGCACAUCCUCCAGUUACAUGGCAGAAGAGGGAGGGAGGACGGAAAA
This is a messenger RNA of Equus quagga, 2942 nucleotides long. It is a transcript of the gene LENG9, whose product is annotated as leukocyte receptor cluster member 9. NCBI's taxonomy places the organism in Eukaryota, Metazoa, Chordata, Mammalia, Perissodactyla, Equidae. Bases 1093 to 2607 code for a protein of 504 amino acids. Gene Ontology annotation, molecular function: metal ion binding. The transcript has a single exon. The record is from RefSeq and is a predicted model, not a curated record.